UAAAUCAAAUUGUUUUUUAUUUGCAUGAAUAUCUUAUGGGACAAGCAAUGAUAAACAUAUGACAAUCAAGCGUAGCCAAUUGACUGAUUGACUGAGCUGAUCCUUUUAAGGCAUGCUUGAAUGAAACUGUAACUCUUGUACCACGUAUGUUGAUGGCUGAAGCUGGCUUAGAUCAAAAAAAGAAGAGCAAGCCAUUUUCUCUCUCUCUCUCUCUCUUUCUUUUUUUUCUUUAAUCUCUUCAUGUUUGUAUCAGAGGCUGUAUCCACUGCUAUUUUCACUAUCACACGUUUACUCUAUGAUGCUACAUUGGGUGUACUGGCUCUCAUUCUGUUUAGUAAGCUUCCAGGUGGAUCCAGUACUAAGUUCUGGUACGAGCAACCUGAUCUUGUAGGCAAAUUGACUUCCCUAUUCCAACCAUCGGGUCCUACAGGAAGACAAGGUGUCAAAUCCACCAAUGCUGUUGGUGUACUAUGUUUAUUUCUCGCAUUGGCACUCAAUAUCCUGCCUACCAUACUCAGUAAACUAAGUCCGAUUCGAACGAUAGAGAUUCCUGGAGAAACCAACGCAACCCUAUCGCCUAUCUCCAGGCUUUUUAUACCCACAUUAACUGACAUCAGCUUGCCACAGAUGUCUGUUCCAUCCACAUCAAAGCUAGCCACGACAAAAUUCUUAUGCAGUUAUAUCAAAAACGGAUGUACAGAUGCCAAGAAUAAUACAAUCGCUAGUAUCAUAUGGGAUCCUGUAGAAAUCAGACCCUUAUCCAUAUUCCAUAAUGCAAGUGAUACAGACGAUGGUGAUGUCAGCAGCUUACUUGUCUCUUUUAAUGAUACUUUUGCCACGUCCACAACACCACAGCAGUACCUACAGCUGGCCAAAAAUACCUUUGGUGCUCAGCUGAAUUACACGGCUGCAUUGUCGUUCAACCAUUGGCUCAACAAUAACCUAACAGGCUUUUAUACGCAUGCGCAGACAACACAAGACACCAGCCUUACCUCAAGCAAGUAUGAUCUUUUGCACGGUGAUCAAUUCACACCUCUGAAUACACCUGAUUUGUCUGAUCUGUUGAGACAAGGAAGAAGAAAAGGAGAAGGUAUACCUACGCAAGGAGCUAUAGAUCGAGCCGAACGAUGGAGUGCCAUUCAUCGAACAGCCACGCUUUCCAGUGUACUAUGGCAAUCUGUCAAUGCCCAUGCAGGAGAAUCAGGAAGUGAUUGGCAAACAGCCUGUUUCUUUUGUCAAUUGAUAGGCAUACAGAACAACUCUGUGGAAGCACAGACCAUUCAACAAAGCCUACUGAUGAAUGCAACCAAUACAUUUGCCAUUCAGUCUUAUGUCGAUCAAGAGUAUCGACUGUCUACCGUACUUUGCCUUGUGGAAGCCAAUGCAACCAGUGGAGGUAUCUCUUAUUGGUGCCUUCAUACCUUUUCACAGCUUUGGAAUGUCUAUCAUGAGCAUAACCCAUAUGCUUUCUUUGGCAGCUACGAUGAUUCUGCUUGGGGAACAGAACAAGUCUCUAGCCAAUCAAGUACGCCCUUUCCUUUCUUCCCUCCACCUACGCAUCUGACAACCAACCGUACGUAUAUACCCAUUGUGCCGAUUUUUGAAAUUCGAAGCAAAGACCAAUGUGAUGCUGAAUGGGAUUAUCAUACGCAAACUAUUCAAGCAUGGAUCACGCAUUGUGCAGAUAACAAUAUGGGUCAAGUCAGUAUCGCUAACCUGAGUCAGAUCGCAUUGAAUAUCUGGCAAUUAAGCAGCACCAUCACUGUGGGCGGCUUUCUAGUGACAGCACAGUAUUUUACGCAUGAAGUAGGGAUUGAUAUUGGUUUAGCUGUUCAGGUUGUGAUUGGUGUGGGCAUUGUACUCUGCUUGUUUGGGCAGAUCAUUCUUCAUACUAUGAUAAGCCCUCUUCAUCGACAGUCUCUCUAUGAAACUAUCCGUGUGAUGGCGCCUAGCUAUAAAGAUCCUUAUAGUUUGCAAAAAGUGUUGUUUCAUAUGGCACCUACCAAUACACUUCAAUUGGUCGAUUCUAACUUUGAUAAAAGGAUUUGUUAUUUAAAAUUAGACAAUGAUAUUAUUGUGACAUUGCCUGAAGAACAAGCCAGCCUCGAUGAUACUGACUCACAAAACUGGUCCAAGAGACAAUUACUUGGAAACUUUUAAAUAAACUAUUACGUCAUUUUCAUGCCAGUCUUCAUGUGAAAGGGCUCUUUUUUUUUUUAUCCUUUUUUGUUUUUUUUUUGUUUCGUUAUGACAAAACCAGUAGUAGACAAACAAUCAACAGGUGCUUCUACAGCACUAG
Molecule: messenger RNA, 2299 nt
Organism: Gilbertella persicaria
Lineage: Eukaryota; Fungi; Mucoromycota; Mucoromycetes; Mucorales; Choanephoraceae
Exons: 1
Coding region: 241-2160 (639 amino acids)
Source: RefSeq, a predicted model, not a curated record